AACGUUCUCAGAGUUUAUACGCGCCUAUUAUUAAAUGGGUUACAAAUUAAAUACAAUAGGAUUGUAUAGGUGGCUCAUAUUUCUAUUCAGUUUUAGUAAUUUUGAUAAAAUUUAGCUCGGUUUUUUUUAAUCGAAUAUUUAUUUUAUUUGAAAGUAUUAAUUUUAUUUUUAUUAAUUUAUUUUAAUUAAUUAAUUUGCUUUAAAAUGUUGCACUUAAACUCAGUUCCCGAAGAUUACGCGAGGAAGAACAACCAGUAUGCUCAAGUGGCGCUGGCAUGCGGCCGCGCGGCCCACCAGACGGCACUCCGUGGUGCCACCGCACCCACUCCUCAACUGGCUACCUUGACGCCCAAGGUCCGAGCGUUCGUGGAGCGCAGCGUGGCUCUCUGCCAGCCGGAGCAUGUGCACGUGUGUGACGGCUCCGAGGCGGAGGCUUCUGCUCUGCUGCACAUCAUGCAGCAGCAGGGCACCCUCAAGCGUCUGCCCAAGUACGACAACUGCUGGCUAGCCCGCACGGACCCGGCAGACGUAGCUCGCGUGGAGUCCCGGACCUUCAUCUGCUCUGACAAGGAGAGGGACGUGGUCCCCAUCGCCCGCGCCGGACAGAAGUCAGCCCUCGGGAACUACAUCGCGGCUGCUGACUAUGACAAGGCCAUCACUGAGAGGUUCCCUGGAUGCAUGAGAGGUCGCACCAUGUACGUGAUCCCAUUCUCCAUGGGCCCUGUUGGCUCUCCGCUAUCAAAGAUCGGUGUGGAGAUCACAGACUCCCCUUACGUCGUGUACUCGAUGCGCGUCAUGACCAGAAUGGGUGCUAAAGUGUUGGAGGCUUUGCGUCAAGAUGAGCAGUUUGUGAGGUGUCUGCAUGCGGUCGGUACUGGUGGCAUCCAGGGCUGGCCCUGUGACCCACCGAGGACCAUCAUCCUGCACAAACCAGCUGACAACGAGAUUGUUAGCUACGGCAGUGGCUAUGGAGGCAACAGUUUGCUCGGCAAGAAAUGCUUCGCGCUGCGUCUUGGAUCCGUCAUCGCUCGUCGCGAGGGAUGGCUGGCCGAACAUAUGCUGAUCGUUGGUGUAACAGACCCAAAAGGUCGUAAGCGCUACAUCGCGGCCGCUUUCCCCUCAGCCUGUGGUAAGACCAACCUAGCCAUGAUGACCCCAACCUUGCCUGGAUACAAGGUGGAGUGUGUCGGAGACGAUAUCGCCUGGAUGAAGUUCGAUAAGAAUGGAGUGUUGAGGGCUAUCAACCCGGAGAAUGGAUUCUUUGGAGUUGCUCCAGGAACAUCUGAAGCGACCAACCCGAUCGCGAUGUCAACAGUAUUCAAGAACACUGUAUUCACGAACGUCGGGGAGACCAACGACGGUGGGGUGUGGUGGGAGGGCAUGGGGGCAGCCCCCGAGAGCCUCACCGACUGGAAGGGCCAGCCCUGGGAUCCCAGCAAGAAGACCCCCGCCGCACACCCCAACUCAAGAUUCUGCACUCCAGCAGAACAGUGCCCCAUCAUCGACUCGGAGUGGGAGAGCUCGGAAGGAGUCCCGAUCUCGGCCAUCCUGCUGGGCGGGCGGCGCCCUGCCGGCGUGCCCCUCGUGGUGGAGGCCCGCGACUGGAACCACGGCGUCUUCAUGGGGGCCACCAUGAGGUCCGAGGCCACUGCUGCCGCUGAACACAGUGGCAAGACAAUUAUGCACGAUCCGUUCGCGAUGCGCCCGUUCUUCGGGUACAACUUCGGUGACUACCUGAAGCACUGGCUGUCGAUGCCGAAGCCCGGCAGACAGGUGCCCAAGAUCUUCCACGUCAACUGGUUCCGCAAGAAUGAUGAGGGCAAAUUCCUCUGGCCCGGCUUCGGCGAGAACUCCCGCGUUCUCGACUGGAUCCUGCGCCGCUGCGACAACGAGCCCUGCUACACCGAGACCCCUCUCGGCUUCGUCCCCAAACAGAACGACCUCAACGUCCAAAACCUGGGCAAAAUUGACAUGGACACCCUGUUCAGCAUCCCUAAAGACUUCUGGCUCCAAGAAGCUGACGCCAUCGAGAAGUAUUUCAAAGAAGAAGUUGGCCAAGACUUGCCUAAAGAAAUGUGGCAGGAAUUAGAAAAACUGAGGAAGAACGUACAACAAUCAUAGACCAAAGAUUUAUAGCUUUAGUAAUUGUCGUCGAAUUGUCCCCGCAAUAGACAAGAUAGAGUUUUUAAGUGGCUCUUGGGACAGAUAAGUUAAGUUUCGGAAUGUAAAGAUACUACUUAUAUUUCUUUUCAAUAUAAUCUUUGCAAACAUUCCCUUUUUUCCAUUAAAUCUGGCGCUGGUCGUAAGAAAUGUUUUUUUCGAAAUGAAAUGACGGAUUCUAACAUUGAAAUGAAGAUUAAGAAGGCUGUGUUAUUUAGGUAUAAUUACAAUUGUUAUAAGACAUGUAUAUUAAUCAACAGAUAAUUAAUUUCUAUAAUAAUAACUUUUGUGAGAUAAAUUUAACUUGUUAAGUGCUAAAGUCCACUUUACAGAAAUCGUUCGUCGGUCGACUAGUUGCACAAUAGGUCAUAUACUAGUUUCAUUUGAGACAAGUCUAUUUAUAAACUAGUCGGACGUUGAAUAUAUACUGUAAAGUGUCUAUAGUCUUUCGUAAGUUCAUCAUAUAAUUAAAUAAAUAUUUUUAUAUGUAAGUUAUUUUUUAAAUAAAACGUAUUAUUGAAUGAGUAA
Trichoplusia ni (cabbage looper) is the source of this 2688-nucleotide messenger RNA. Its product is annotated as phosphoenolpyruvate carboxykinase [GTP]-like. Gene Ontology annotation, molecular function: phosphoenolpyruvate carboxykinase (GTP) activity; manganese ion binding; GTP binding. Bases 205 to 2121 code for a protein of 638 amino acids. Gene Ontology annotation, biological process: propionate catabolic process; response to starvation; cellular response to glucose stimulus. NCBI's taxonomy places the organism in Eukaryota, Metazoa, Arthropoda, Insecta, Lepidoptera, Noctuidae. The record is from RefSeq and is a predicted model, not a curated record. The transcript is spliced from 12 exons. Gene Ontology annotation, cellular component: cytosol.